AUGAAGACAAAGGCCACGUCCAUUUCGUGCGAGGUACAACGCACACAGACCGUGAACCAAGCACUAGUGUCUGUUGCCGCGAGAGCUUUCAUGGCCCUUGUCCAGCCACUCGGGUUGCUGGGCCCAAAGGAUAAGAUGACUACCAAGGCAGCGAAGGCUCUGGCGUGCCAUUUCCGAGGACAUUGCGGCAUCGCAAAGCUCACGCGUCUAGACAUGAAGGCACUCCGCAUAAUGGCGACUAAAAAAUCCCCUCUCUCACGAAUCUUCUAUCCCCGCCCGCCCUGCACCGCCGCGACCUGCUCCGCCCCGUGUCGCCGCGACCUGCUUCGCCCUGCGCCACCGCGACCUGCUUCGCCCCGUGCCGCCACGCUCCGCUGCGCCCCGGCCCGCCCCCCUCCGUCGCGCCCCUUCUUCCCCCUGUACUGCACCGGUGACAGUCGCGACGGGCGUGGUGGCAAUGGCCACGACGGCCGGGGUGACGGCGUCGUGCCACCCGUGGUGACCGCAUCCGCGACGCCCUUAACUCUGCUGACCGCGUCGCUCUUUGAAUGUGGAGACGGUGCCGCCCCCGCUGAUUGGACGAGCACCCGAUCUGCUCUGUUGUACGCAGCCGCUUCUGUCCAAAAGAAACUAACAAGUGUCGGGUGUUGUUUGCUUGAAGAAAAGUUCCCUGCUCGUGGCAUCAAAGCAACAGAGAAGAAAGGCAUUGCUAAAUCAAGUAGAUUUAAGUACAAAACCAAACCAUGUCUUUGGAUGCUCAACGUAGCUGGAUGUAUAGUGGGUGGAAGGAUAAUGGAAGGCAUUCUGAUGAGUGGAUACGCAAUACAAAUGCUUUUGUGAACCAUGUUUUUGAGGGUGUCCGUAGUGCCAAGUUUGGAUUUUCUU
Molecule: messenger RNA, 885 nt
Organism: Aegilops tauschii subsp. strangulata
Lineage: Eukaryota; Viridiplantae; Streptophyta; Magnoliopsida; Poales; Poaceae
Source: RefSeq, a predicted model, not a curated record